AGGUGGCAGUGUGGACAUUGGACGUUAGUCCAUAAACACGGAGAGCCUGGACGUCACACGGGAUAGCGGGGAAAAUGCUUUUCUUCAGUUGAACCUUACCUUGUAUUUAGAUAAAACAGCUGGCACACACAUCUCAACAUGGUGUCACUGCAGAGAGUCGGGAACAUAUUUAAACAGCUCAGGUGCUUGUCUCACCUGACGGGGGCUCAGUUUACAACACACACGCUGCAUCCUGUCUGUCAACCUCAAAACAAAUGGUUUGAGAGCAGAGUUGAUGGUGAUAGGUGGAGGAAAAACAUCCACCUGACACCACCAAGGCUGGAGAAGAGUGAUGUGUCUGAAGCAGCGUACGAGAAGCUGGCAGAUGAGACUUUGGAUGCUCUUACUGAUUAUUUUGAAGACCUGACGGAUGAAGCUUUCACUGGUGCAGACUACGAUGUUGUCUUCUCUAGUGGUGUGUUGACAGUGAAGGUGGGCAGGGAGCAUGGCACCUACGUCAUCAACAAACAGACACCAAACAGACAGAUCUGGCUCUCUUCUCCCUCCAGUGGACCAAAGCGCUACGACUGGACAGGUGCACGCUGGGUGUACAUUCAUGAUGGCAUGAGCCUCCAUCAGCUGCUUUCCAAAGAGUUUUCCAUCAUCUUCAAUAAAAACAUGGACCUGUCUGCCCUGCCCUAUUCCUCAGGUCCCACAGCUGAACUCUGAGAGCCAAAGAUGAACAACGCACAAGAACUUAUCACCUUAGCCCUGAGGACAGCUGUUGUGUAUAUAAUGAGUUAUCUAUAUGUCCUAUAAUAAUGUAUUGUACAUUUGUGUUUCAUGGUGAUUUCAUUAAAUAUUUGAAAAGAACCUACAGAUGCAGAUCAUUGAGUCUCCUUAUACAGGCCUCAGUGAACUCUCCCUGAACUCAAACGCUUCAUGUUGUCUGGUGUUAUUGAGUUGAUGCUCUCACAGAGGGCUAACUGCACAGAGGCAGUGCAGAGCGACGAGAGGCUGCACUGCAAUCUUUGAAAACCAAAGUCACGUACUGGAUGAGGGGCAUUAAACAAACUAUGCACAAGACAUUUAAAUACAAUCUGAAUCACUGAUGUGACAGUGAUGAUAUUGAAGUUGUUUCUCUUCCCUCGUGUUUCAUGGAAGUACACGAGGGAAAGGAUCGUAAAUAACUUUCUUGUAUCCAUGGAAAGGUUCUAAUUUGUCUUCAUUUUGACAAAGUGUAUUAAAUAGGUUUUUCUUUACCAUU
Molecule: messenger RNA, 1246 nt
Organism: Cottoperca gobio
Lineage: Eukaryota; Metazoa; Chordata; Actinopteri; Perciformes; Bovichtidae
Gene: fxn
Product: frataxin
Exons: 6
Coding region: 139-708 (189 amino acids)
Biological process (GO): iron incorporation into metallo-sulfur cluster; intracellular iron ion homeostasis
Cellular component (GO): mitochondrion
Molecular function (GO): 2 iron, 2 sulfur cluster binding; ferric iron binding; ferroxidase activity
Source: RefSeq, a predicted model, not a curated record